AUGUCUACUGAAUUGAAUCCAAUUGAUAUGAAACAAUCAUCACCAACAACUGAUGAAUCAAUGAAAGUAGAUCUAAUAAAAAUGGAUGAUAAUUUAAAAUCAAAUAUUACAUGUGAAUUAUAUGAUACAUUAAUAGAUCCAGAAUGUAAAAAAUCUAAAUUAUCUGAUGUUUGGGAAACAAGUCAUACACCUCCAUUAGAAUGUCAAGAAUAUGAUUCGUUAAAAGUUAAAAAAGAUCUAUACAAUGAUAUUACUACCAAUGUAGAUGUUGUUGUUGUUGUUGAUGAUGAUGGUGAUAAUUUGAAAAAAUUCCGUGAUACAGAAAAAACUGUAUCAUGUUAUAGACAUACAGAUGAUUAUGAAAUAUAUCAUUCUAGUAUUGAAAAAGAUAUUUGUACAGAAUUGGAUAAUCCUAUGUACAUACCAAUUAAAUUACCAUUGAGUAGUAAUUUAUAUGUUCCAGUAUAUUAUGUACAGUCGAGUGAAGAAACUUCACCUAAAUUAAAUAAACAUAAUUUGGAUUUUAAUGACUUAAAUAAUAUCCAUAAGGAUUCUAUUAUUAAUAAUAAUAAUAUCAAAUCAAAGGUAAGUCAUAAAUAUCGAUUAAAUUCUCAUGAUAACCUAAGUAAAGAAGAUGAAUCUCAACGACUAACUAGUGAUUAUCAUAUAAAUAUUAAUAAUCAGGGAUAUGAAAAUUGUUUAUCAAAAUAUGAUACAACUAAGCCAGAACCUAAUCCUUAUGAUUUAGAAAUAUGUAAUGUACAGACAGAAUUAAAUGAACCAUUAAUGAAAACAAAACAUUCAGAGAAAUCGAAAACUAGUAAAGUGUUAUUAAAACAAAAAUUACAUUUUAUGAAGCCAAAACUAAAAAUGAAUAUGAAUAAUACAGAAAAUGACAUUGUUAUACUGGAUAGUCAGGGAAAAAUGACUGAUGAAAGUAAUAGAAUUGAAAAAAGACAAAAAAUUGGUUGUUCACCAAAACUUAAAUUUAAAAAACAUGAACAUCGAAAUAGAAAGGAAUCAGAAAUUAUGCAACAAAAAGAUAAACCUGAUGAAGGAGUUAUCAGUGGAAAACAAUACAAAAUUCCUGAUCAACAUUUAAAUAAUCAACUUAAUGAACAUGUCCCAAUUGAAACAUCAGCAAUGGAAAACAAAAACGUGAUAAGAAAAAUGAAAAUUCUACCUCGAAAGAAAAAUGAAGUAAAAGAAAACGAAAAACAGAUUACAAAAGGAGUACAAAACAAAGAAAGACGAAUAAGGGAAAAUAGAUUGGGACUGACUGGGAAGGUUUCUGCACCCGGUGUGGAUGUCAGUGUUCCGUCGAAGAAGAAGAAGUUCACCUUCGGUUGGGGCUCGAAAGACAAGAAGGCGAAGAAGGUGAAGUUGCCCACAGUGUCGGGAGACGUGGAUGCUAGUUUGGAUGUGGGUGGAAAGGUUGAUGUUCCCAGUGUGAAGGUUGAUGUGGACUCAGGUGAUCGAGUCAAAGGUAAGAAGUUCCACUGGUCUCCGAAUAUCUCAUUGCCAAAGUUGAAAGUGCAUGGACCAGAUUUGUCUGGAAAACUUCAUGCAGAUGCACCUGAUGUAGAUGUGAAUGUGACUGGUCCAUCUGUGGAGAUGCCAUCUCUGAAAGCCAGUGGUCAUUUGCCUACUGUCGAUGUGUCCGUUCCCGAUGCAUCGUUGGGAGGUGAUCUAUCCGGUAAGCUCGAUUUGGAGGGUGUCGGUGUGGGAGUUGUGGACGCCGAUUUGAAUCUGCCAGACCUACAGAUCUCAGGAAAUGUGAGUGCACCGUCUGUCGAGGGAGACCUAUCCAUGCCAGAUGUUUCCGCCAAUCUGGACACAGAUGUGAAACUGCCCAGUGUGCAACUGACUGGUCCAGAUCUCCGUGUACAUGGUGAGAUGCCGGAUGUGGAUGUGGGUGCUAAGGUGGAUGUGCCGAAACCACAUAUUUCAAUCAAGACACCGAAAUUCGGGUUCGGUCUGGGCAAGAAGAAGACGAAAGUGAAGACUCCAAAGGCUGAUGUGAAAGUGGAGGGUGGAGCAGGUGGGGAUAUAGAUUUGGAUGCCGGUUUGGACGCUCACUUAGAUGGUAAAGCAAGAAAGGGAGGUAAGAAGUUCCAUUGGUCUCCUAAGUUCGGGUUGCCGAAGGGUGGUCUGAAGAUUGGUGGAGGUGCUG
Molecule: messenger RNA, 2173 nt
Organism: Schistosoma guineensis
Lineage: Eukaryota; Metazoa; Platyhelminthes; Trematoda; Strigeidida; Schistosomatidae
Source: the annotation of a GenBank genome assembly